This is a messenger RNA of Penicillium olsonii, 2070 nucleotides long. The record is from the annotation of a GenBank genome assembly. Lineage: Eukaryota; Fungi; Ascomycota; Eurotiomycetes; Eurotiales; Aspergillaceae.
AUGCAGAACCAACCUCUUGCUCCUGUUGAUACCCCAGCGGCCAAACGCGCGAAACGGCCACGCGCGGCGCAAGCUUGCGACCGAUGUCGGCUGAAAAAGUAUAAGUGCGACGAGCAGUAUCCCUGCCUACAUUGUAAAAGUAAGAAACCCGGAAUGAUCAAACAACAGCUCCUGACCGAUCCACAGAAAAUGACCUGGUCUGUGUAUACCAGGGCAAUUACAGGGAACGUGAAAGUGGCCGUUCUGCAAAGUAAGUUGUCUCUCGGGCCGAUCGCGGUGCACACUGACAUCGCCAGCUAUGUAACCGACCUCGAGAGAAAGGUCGAGGAAUUGAGCUCCAAGCUGCGAGCUUCGGAGUCAACACAAGGCGCAUCUCCACGUGGCCCGGGGGCUGAGACAACGCCAUGUUCUAUGCCAAAUACUUCCACGCCGCAAGAGCUGGCUAAAUUACCCGAGACACGCGCGGAAUCCGCCGACAGCGGCGAGAAUGAAAUCAACGAGUUCAAUCACCACACAAACGGUGUGGAGUUCCACGGAAGUACCUCUUCGGCUGCUAUUAUCGGCCUGUUGAAAAAAGCCCGAGACCCCAGAGGCCAAGAAGAGCCUCACCCUCGACCUGGAGACGGCUCCUCACUUAUAUCCACGCUUCAUAAUCCAAGCUUCUCGCCGUCAUAUGUUGCGUUACCGGCGCAGAUCCUAUCGCUGGAACAGCACAACUACUACUUUGACCAAGCGCAUAUCUUCAUGAACGGGUAUUUCGAAAACAUCCACUUCGUCCACCCUUUCAUCGACAAGGAAGACUUUUUAAUCCGCGCGAACGAUUUAUGGUUCAACCGAUCACGCACCCCUGAGCCAAGCUUUGUUGCGCUAUACUUGAGCAUUCUAUCAGUCGGAUCAUUGGUGCGUGUCUGGGAUGAAGGAACCUUAGCUGGACUAGGGCGCUUCGAAUGGAGUCGCAAGCUUUUCGCGGAGGCGCAAGUCUACUUGAAUCAUCUGAAGUUCUCAAAUGAUCUUGAGACGGUCCAGUGUCUCUAUGUGAUGGCCAAAGUUUGUCAAAACGAACUCAACCCAAACCUGGCCUAUAUGUAUCUUGGUUUGGCUGUACGGACCUGCCUUUCCGCUGGCUUCAAUCGGGAUGUGCCGUCCCCGGGGGAUAACGGGCAGCGCUCAGGCUGGAUCUCGAAAACCUGUGAAAUGAGUUUCUCCGUCGGACGACCCGACACUCUCGGAAUGGAUGAGUAUCACAACAGAAGCAUUCCGCCACGCGAUGACUCUGAGUUUGCCAUCAUCCCAUGGAUGAUUGACUUUGCUCAGAUUAUUCGACGAGUAUCUGUGCAAAUCUACCACUCUCGCAUUUCAUUACAGGAAAAAUUACAGAUUGCCUUGCAAAUCGAGAUGGAAAUGGAUCGUUGGCUAGCGAGACUUCCCGAGAAGAUCAAACCUGAUAUCGGUGGCUACAGGUUGUCUCGCAGUGCCCUGCGUGACCCAAAAUGGGCAAGAAGACAACGGCUUGUAUUGGGGAUCCGAUACUAUAACGUGAAAAUGCUUCUUUUCCGGCCAUUCUUAAGCCACUUUACACGAAAGCUUCGACACCCUCCGACUGAAUUGGAUUUAACCAUCGAUAAGUGCUUGGACUCGGCUAUGAAAACACUCCAAGUGGUGCAUGAUAUUUACCGAGUCCACACUUUCUUCCGCUGCUGGUGGUACAACACAACAUAUGUCAUGUUUGCUACAUCGACCCUCCUCCUUCCGAUGUCAAAACUAGGCAUGACUCCGGAGACUAUGCCCUUACUGCGAUCUGUAGAAAUGGGUGUGGAGAUUCUGGAAGCCAUGGAAGAGUCCGUAGUGGCCCGGAAGUCGGUUGAAAUCAUAAGACAGUACCUGAGGGAUUUCCGAGCGACAGGAGCCCCACAGCCUGGGGAAGAGGACCUCCCCGCUCCAGAAACGGCCCCUGGGCAGAGUUUCGAAGUGCCUGAAUGGGCCUACGGUUUCGGCUUCCCAGAUUAUUCGUUUGAAGGAAUUGCUCGGCUGUUUGACGAUGUUGGGGGACUUCCGAUGCUGGAUGAAUAG